Messenger RNA from Lodderomyces margitis, 1293 nucleotides. RefSeq lists its product as uncharacterized. NCBI's taxonomy places the organism in Eukaryota, Fungi, Ascomycota, Pichiomycetes, Serinales, Debaryomycetaceae. The record is from RefSeq and is a predicted model, not a curated record. The coding region runs from base 1 to 1293 and encodes 430 amino acids. The transcript has a single exon. Gene Ontology annotation, molecular function: protein binding.
AUGUCAGCACAGGAAAACUACAACAUCUCAUCAGGGGAUAAGCACGUGGAUGAAGAACAGUCUAACCAAGACGAAUUCAUUGACGUGAAUGAAGUUGGUGAAGAGGUUUACCAUGAUGAAGCACAGGCACCACCACCAGAGGACGAGGAUGCCGACGAUAUGGACGAAGACGAGGAUCACGAGCAUGAAACUUUGGAAAUUGACAUGUCAAACAACUCAUGGUCUUAUUUUGAUAAGCAUGAGGAUAGUGUUUUCACCAUAUUUGCUCAUCCUAAAUUGCCCAUGGUUUUAACUGGUGGUGGAGAUAAUGCAGCAUAUCUUUGGACUACUCAUUCGCAACCCCCAAAGUUUGUAGGAGAGAUUGCGGGCCAUGGAGAAAGUGUUAUAUCGGGUGGCUUCACAAAGGACGGAAAGUAUCUAAUAACUGCAGAUAUGAAUGGUCUUGUGCAAGUGUUCAAAGCAACCAAAGGAGGUGAAAAGUGGAACAAAUUCGGUGAAUUGAACGAAGUGGGAGAAGUUUUGUUUGUCACUGUCCAUCCUGAGUUAAACUACUUUGCUUUCGGAGCAAACGAUGGUUCCAUAUGGGUUUAUCAAAUCGAUGAAGAGAGUAAGCAAUUGGUUCAAGUAAUGUCAGGGUUUUCCCAUACGUUGGAGUGUAAUGGUGCUGUUUUCAUUCCAGGAAAAGAUGAGAAUGAUUUGACUUUGGUUUCCAUCUCUGAGGAUGGAACUGUAGUGAAUUGGAAUUGCUUCACUGGUGCUGUCAACUAUAAGUUACAGCCACACGAUGAUUUCAAGGGGGUAGAAAGCCCUUGGGUUACCAUUAAGGACCAUGGUCAUGUGAUUGCAGUUGGUGGAAGAGAUGGGCAGUUAUCGAUUAUAAAUAACGAUACAGGAAAAAUAUUGACCUCGGUAAAGACAUUGGACAAUGUGGAGGAUGUUGCCGAGUUGUCUAUCGAAGCAUUGUGUUGGUGCAGAAACAAAAACAUCAACUUGCUUGCCGUUGGCCUCGUUUCGGGUGAUGUAUUGUUAUUUGAUACGCAACAAUGGAGAUUGAGAAAGAAUUUGAAGGUUGAUGAUGCAAUCACCAAAUUGGAGUUCAUUGAUGACACCCCCUUCUUAGUUGGAUCUUCAAUGAAUGGCAAAAUUUACAAGUGGGAUGCCCGUACAGGUGAAGAAUCAUUUGUUGGUGUCGGUCAUAACAUGGGAAUUUUGGAUUUUGCAAUCUUGGAAAAUGGUAAAAAGUUGGCAACGGCUGGUGAUGAGGGUGUUUCGUUAUUAUUUGUAACUGAAUAG